CCUGAGAGUUGAACACAGCUCCCUCCACCCCGCCCUCGCCGCCCUCUAAUCUCAAAGCCCACAAGGUAAGAUCUGUGUCGCCUCUCCUGCUGCUCUGAAGGAGAUGCUCUCUCCUUGACGGGUCGAUUUUACACGGAGGAGACACACAACGUCCGCAGCUGCAGUCCAUCCGCUGUUCAUCCCUGCCAUUUCAUAUACACCUUGCCAUAUCACGAUCGGAGAGCGAAACAUUUUAAAAGUGAGUCCGAUGGCACGGUGGACAAUAAUUUUGUGGUCUUUAUACGGAGUUCUGCAUGGACAAGAGAUUCAGCUUCCUACUAUACAAAAGUGCUGUCAAGAUGGGAGGACACGGGCCCAGAAUGGACAAGUCUGUACAAUCCUCCCGCUCAUCUCCUCCUCCCACAUCUGCAUGAUCGCUCAGGAGCAGUGCUGUGCAGCAGCAGUAAGAGACCGACUCUGUGGCAACGGCAUCGAGAUGGCCAAGGGGCAAGGGGCCUGUGAGAGGCCUUUCUUCGAAGGAGAGCCCUGGGAAACCAAAAUCUCUAAGAUGUGUUGUGACUGCUGUAUGCUCGGCCUGAUGAUGGCAAGCCAGGAUUCGAACUGUGAGCUCCAGGGUUUGUUGCUGGGGAGACCGUGUGCGUACCCAGCUAAAACCUGCUGUGGCAAAAACACAACAGCGGAAACCAAACCAAGUACUAAUGUGACAGAAAAGCCUGAGGCCAGAGAUACUGUUACCGCCAUGCCUCUUGAGGGAUUGGACCCCUGUAGAGACUCCAAUUGCUCCCAGUUGUGUGUAGAUGAUGGUUUAUGUGCUUGCCUUGGUGGUUAUCAACUGCAAAACGAUGGAGUGACUUGUGAGGAUGUUAACGAGUGUUUGAAUGGCGGUCACAACUGCGUCCUCGGCCAAGUUUGCAUUAACACAGAGGGUUCCUUUCGCUGUCAGAGGGAAACCAGCUGUGGCACCGGGUAUGAACUCAAAGAUGACAACAAUUGCCAAGACAUUAACGAGUGUACUUUGGGGACCCAUAACUGUGGAGCAGAAUUUGUGUGCACCAACACAGAGGGCUCGUUCCGCUGCCACCCAAAGGAGAGGUGCUCAAGCGGUUUCAUUCAGGAUGCCGUCGGCAGCUGUAUUGACGUAAACGAGUGUGUGGCCCAUACCAGUCCAUGCCUGCCCGGCCAGACAUGUAUCAACACAGUGGGCUCCUACACCUGUCGCAGAAACAUAGUCACCUGUGGACGCGGCUAUCAUCUAACUGAGGACGGCACGCGUUGCGAAGAUGUGGAUGAGUGCCGUACAGGGAACGUGUGCGUCAACCAUGGUUGUAUCAACCUGAUAGGCUUUUACCGCUGUGAAUGCAGAACUGGCUUCAUCUUCAACAGUAUCACCAAACUGUGUGACGACAUCAAUGAGUGCAGGCAUUAUCCCGGGCGACUCUGCACCCACAAGUGUGAGAACACAGAGGGGUCCUACAAGUGCAGCUGCACCCUUGGCUUCAAGCUGUCCCAGGACAACAGAAACUGUGAAGAUGUCAAUGAGUGUGAAGCCAACCCUUGCAGCCAGGAGUGUGCAAAUGUCUAUGGCUCAUACCAGUGCUACUGUCGCCGUGGUUACCAGCUGAGUGACAUCGAUGGGAUAACAUGUGACGAUAUUGAUGAGUGUGCUCUGCCUACCGGAGGUAAUGUGUGUUCCUACCGCUGCUCCAACACCCCGGGAAGUUUUUACUGUACCUGCCCACCCACAGGCUACACACUUGCACACAAUGGACGCACAUGCCUAGACAUUGAUGAAUGUGCAGCUGGUAGACAUACCUGUUCUGUCUCUGAGAGCUGCUUCAACGUCCAGGGAGGAUUUCGCUGUCUGUCCUUUUCAUGUCCUCAAAACUUCCGGGUAGCAGCACAAGGAUCCAAACAAGAUGCUUCAGUCAAUCUGCGUUGUAGUAAGGCCUGCCAAGCUUAUGACAUCAACUGCAAUCGCGACACCUCCCACCUCAUCACCUACACCUCCAUCUCUCUACCAACCUUCAGAGACUUCAGUAAACCAGAAGAAAUAAUUUUCCUGCAGACAGUUACGGCGGCUAACCCUGCUCCUCUCCCCGAGGCUACCAGUGUUUUCUUUGACAUCCUGGCUGCAGAUGAACAGUUCUCUUUUGACGUGGAGAAGCGCUCCCACAAGGGCAUGAUUACGGGUGUGGUUCGGCAGGUGAAACCUAUCACUGGCCCCAGGGACUUUGAGUUGAAGGUGGCUAUGAACUAUGUCAAGUCAGGGGUCAUUUCCCAUAGCAACGCAGUCAUCAUCCAUGUCUUUAUCUCGGAGUUUUGGUUCUGAGCUGAGCUAAGGAGUGAACGAUACUCCAUCAGCAAUACAACACAUAACGUGGCAAAUAUAGUUUUUAAUAUCUGGAGGCGCCACACUUAUCUUGCUGAACAUUUAAAAACACCUCAAAUGUUAAUGCUGUUGCACGCAAGAUGAGAUAAUUUCAUUUGCAAAUGUUUUAGAUGGUAAUUAGGGUAAUUAGUUUACAAUAGGUCUUUGUAAUGUUUAACACAAUAUACACAUAUUAUUAUUAUUAUACCGGUAAGACAAGAACACAAAAAGGUACCCGACUUUGAUUUGAUUUUAUUAGGAACCCCAUUAGCUGAUGCAGAACAUCAGCUACUCUUCCUGGGGUCCACACAAAACAUAAAACAUUACAACAGAUAAGACGUUUUCAGACAAAAACAGCCACAUGAUAUAAAAAUAAGCAUUGAUCUUUCUUGCAAAUAUAACUAUACAUAUUCCUCUUCAUAUACUCUUAUAAAUAUUACACUAAAUACAUAAGCACUGAAUAUAGAAAAGUUAAAUCUUACAGCAUCUUUGUAUACAUAUAAAUAUUCUUAUACAUAAAAAGUACAAAAGUAGUUACAAAAUAUGGUUACAGGCUUAGGGCCCUUAGAUUUAGAUUAGAUUAGACUAAGAGCCAUGCUGGCAGCUCUGUACUUGGGCACAGUGGUGCUUUGAGCUUCAUGCUAAUUUAAGCAUGCUUACAUGCUCAUUUCCUCAUUUUAGUCAGUUAGCAUGCUAACAUUUGUAAUUUGCAGUAAAAACAAGCUGAGGGUGAUGUGGAUGUCAUUACUGUUUAUUCAUUAACCAAAGUAUUGGAAAAGGUGAAAAUUUGACCUGGUGGUGGCAUUGGAUGGUCAGGGGAUCUCCAAAGUUAUUAGGAUACACCAUGUGUCAACCAUAAAUGUCUGUACCCAAUUUUUGCCAAUCUAUCUGAUAGUUGUUGACAUAUAUAAAUGGUGGUGGACUGAUCAACCAACCAACAUCGUAAAACUUUAUAGAGCCACGUCGCUAACAUGGCUGAAAAGUUAUUUUUCACUCAUAAAAAUACUAAUUUCUCACUUGAUACCUCUACCCCAGAUGUGUUGAAAGUUACAUUUAAAAAAACAAAAAAAAAAGUAAUGUAAUAGAUAAACAGGGUGCCCUUAUCUCCCUAAUCUGUCUACCGUGUUUAACUUGAAUUCAGACUUUGUUGUCAUGAGUGCCACUAUAAUAGAAUGUUGGUUGACCUGUGGAACUGAUAUUUGCUCCAUUUCAUUUCGUUUUGACAGACCAGAUGUGACAUGCUUCAUUUGAUAAAAGCUUAAUCUACGCACUUGCUUUCAACAUUGAUUGUGUUUUGUACUAUAAGACUGUAACAACCAUCUGUGAAUAAUAAAGACUGUGCGGUUAA
Molecule: messenger RNA, 3716 nt
Organism: Sander lucioperca (pikeperch)
Lineage: Eukaryota; Metazoa; Chordata; Actinopteri; Perciformes; Percidae
Product: fibulin-1
Exons: 17
Coding region: 248-2329 (693 amino acids)
Biological process (GO): extracellular matrix organization
Cellular component (GO): extracellular region
Molecular function (GO): peptidase activator activity; calcium ion binding
Source: RefSeq, a predicted model, not a curated record